Molecule: messenger RNA, 1493 nt
Organism: Perognathus longimembris pacificus (Pacific pocket mouse)
Lineage: Eukaryota; Metazoa; Chordata; Mammalia; Rodentia; Heteromyidae
Gene: Rtn1
Product: reticulon 1
Exons: 7
Coding region: 78-704 (208 amino acids)
Biological process (GO): endoplasmic reticulum tubular network formation; neuron differentiation; brain development
Cellular component (GO): postsynaptic density; neuron projection
Source: RefSeq, a predicted model, not a curated record
AGCCGGGGCCAGCAACGCCUGCGUGCAAGCUCAACGCCUCCGAGGAAAGCCGCGACGAGUCCCCUGUAGCCCGCACCAUGCAGGCCACAGCCGAUUCCACCAAGAUGGACUGUGUGUGGAGCAACUGGAAAAGUCGGGCUAUUGACCUGCUGUACUGGCGGGACAUCAAGCAGACAGGAAUUGUGUUUGGGAGCUUCCUGCUGCUGCUCUUCUCCCUGACCCAGUUCAGCGUGGUGAGUGUUGUCGCCUACCUGGCCCUGGCCGCGCUCUCGGCCACCAUCAGCUUCCGCAUCUACAAGUCUGUUUUACAAGCUGUGCAGAAAACCGAUGAAGGCCAUCCUUUCAAAGCCUACCUGGAUCUUGAGAUCACCCUGUCCCAGGAGCAGGUCCAGAAGUACACAGACUGCCUGCAGCUGUAUGUGAACAGCACGCUGAAAGAACUCCGAAGGCUCUUCCUUGUCCAGGACCUGGUGGAUUCCUUAAAAUUUGCAGUCCUGAUGUGGCUCCUUACCUAUGUUGGCGCUCUCUUCAAUGGCCUGACCCUGCUGCUCAUGGCUGUGGUUUCAAUGUUCACUCUGCCUGUAGUCUACGUUAAGCACCAGGCACAAAUUGACCAAUAUCUGGGACUUGUGAGGACUCACAUAAAUGCUGUGGUGGCAAAAAUCCAGGCUAAAAUCCCAGGUGCCAAAAGGCACAUUGAGUAAAUGGACAUCCUAGCAAGGACUGGACACAAACAGGGAUGUCUGCAGUGGUAACCGCUCUUUUUACUCAUUACUGCAAAUCGAUUGUUUUCCCCUCUCAGUUAUCAUAAUCUUAGAGGCAAACUUUAAAACAGCUGUUUUUAGGCUGUUCUGUACUCUUAGAAUAUUGAGUCACUUGUGUCAAGCACUAAAGUAUAGAGAAAAGUGUACUAGAUGUGGUUUUUAAUUUUGUGUUGCUAAAAAACAAAAAAGUGCAUGAUGGUGAAAGCCCAUGUUAUCUUUUCUUCUAUGGUGUUCUCCUCCUCCUCCUCUUCCUUCUCCUCUUCCUGUUCUUCCUCCUCUUCCUCUCUGCCAUGCUUCUGUAGCUUCUAACCUGCAGCUAGACCUCUCCUGCCCAGUGAGCUGACGCAAUAGUGAAAAUUGCUUAUUUGUCCUUGGGUUGCUGGUUGGAUUCAUCUUUAAUAACACUAUAUAGAAUUGUAGAGUGAUGUUUUAGCAUUUUUCCAACACAACAUAAAAAAAUGUAAAAAGCAGUUGAUGGUAAUCAGUUUUGUAUAACUUAAAAUAAUGAAAUGAAUAAAAACCCCAACAGGAACAAGGUCCUUUUGUUGUCUGGGAUCAAUGGGCUGAUUUACAUGUAUGGUCACUCAAAAGUUACCAGCAUGUUAACUUUAUUACAAUUUGUAUUACUUUCUCUGUAGUUCCUAAUGGAGUUAAAUAUGGACUCUGGAUAUUGGCACUUAUGUACUUGAUACUGAAUGCAUAAAUAAAUGUUACUAAAUGUAGAAAGUU